This is a messenger RNA of Alternaria atra, 948 nucleotides long. RefSeq lists its product as uncharacterized. NCBI's taxonomy places the organism in Eukaryota, Fungi, Ascomycota, Dothideomycetes, Pleosporales, Pleosporaceae. The transcript has 3 exons. Gene Ontology annotation, cellular component: mitochondrion. The record is from RefSeq and is a predicted model, not a curated record. Bases 1 to 948 code for a protein of 315 amino acids.
AUGCGCGCCUUCACGAGAAGCAUACAACCUUUCUCGGCAGCUUUCACUCUCCCGAAACAAACCAAUCGCAUACGCAUAUCGAACGCGACUUUACCGACGGCAUGGACGCGCUCAUUUCACGCGUCGGCGAAUUUGAGAGUCGUCGACCUUGCGUAUCGGCUUCAUGAUGACUCGGGCAAGGCCGAUGGAGAUCCGAUCGUGAUUGUACAUGGCUUGUUCGGGAGCAAGAGGAAUAACCAGGGUGUUGGAAAUGCACUUGCGCGCGUCCUAAAGCGUCCCGUAUACGCCAUCGACACACGAAACCACGGCGAAUCUCCUCACGAUAAAGUCCACAACUACACUACGCUCGCUGAAGACGUAGAAGCCUUUCUUAAGAAGCACGAGCUCAAGAAUGCCACGCUUAUAGGACACUCGAUGGGUGCGAAGACAGUCAUGACCAUGGCACUCAGGAACCCAGACUGCUGCGCAAAUAUCAUACCGGUGGAUAAUGCGCCAGUGGAUGCGGCACUAUCAAGCGACUUCCCCAAGUACGCAGAAGGCAUGCAGCAUGUCGAGAAGUCACAGCCCAAGAGCCAGAAGGAGGCAGAUAAGCUUAUGGAGCCUUACGCAAAGGAUCUACCAGUUCGCCAAUUCCUCCUGACCAACCUCAUGAGAGGUGAACCAGGCGCGCCUCUCAAGUUCCGCAUACCUGUGAGCAUCCUUACCAAGGCGCUCGAUAACAUGGCGGACUUUCCCUUCACCAACCCGGACGAGACUUCGUUUAGCAAGAGAGCCCUCUUCAUCCGAGGCACCAAGAGCCACUACGUGAGCGACGAGACGCUUCCAAUCAUCGGUCGUUUCUUCCCUAGGUUCGAGCUGGUGGACAUAGAUUGUGGUCACUGGGUCAUUAGUGAGAAGCCCGAGGAGUUCAUCAAAGCGGUUGUGGAGUUCUUGCAGGAGAAGGAAUAG